AUGGGUGGAUCAACCCAUUUCUCUGUUUUCUUACUCGUCGCAAUAAUUUUACUCUGUUCUUCCAGCAAAACUGCAAAUGCAACUUGCUAUGCUAGUGAGAAACAAGCUCUUAUGGACUUCAAGAAAGACUUGAAAGAUCCCUAUGGUAGACUCUCGUCUUGGAUUCACGACGUUGAUUGCUGCAAAUGGGAAGGAGUUGUUUGUAGCAACCGAAGUGGCCGCGUGAUUCAACUUCACCUUCAGAGUCCUGUUCGUGAAAUUGAUGAUUUUGGUGAUCCUGAAUUUCAAGAUGAGAUUGUUGUUGAAUCACCAUUAAGUGGUAAAAUCAGUCAUUCGUUACAAAAUUUGACUCACUUGCGUUACCUUGAUCUAAGUCUAAAUAAUUUCAGUGGAAUUCCAAUUCCCAGUUUUUUUGGGUCUCUCAGAAGUCUAAGGUAUCUGAAUUUAUCUGGAGCUGGAUUUCAAGGAAUGGUUCCCUAUCAGCUCGGAAACCUGUCAAGUUUACGUACUUUAAGCUUAGGAGGCGAUUUUCAAGUUGGCGAAGAACUUUUUCUGGCGUCCGAUCUUCAAGUUGAUAACCUGCAAUGGUUGGCUGGUCUCUCUAAUCUGGAGCACCUAGACAUGAGUGUCGUGAACCUUAGUACGGCAUCGAAUUGGCUAGAGGUGAUUAACACGAUCCCUUCUUUGGUAGAGAUACAUUUGCCCGCUUGUCGACUUGAUUUAAUUUCUCAUCAACUUGGCAGAGAUACGUUUCUCUUCCAUGCCAACUUUUCUUCUCUUACUGUCCUCGAUCUUUCUACAAAUUUUUUUGCAUACGUCCCUAGAUGGAUUUUCGAUCUUACUGCCCUUGCUUAUCUUGAUUUACAUGAUAACUCGUUUGAAGGCCCAUUGCCCAGAGAUCUCUGGAACUUGACUUCCCUCAAACUCUUGGAUCUUUCUGGAAACUAUCUGAAUGGUUCAGUACCAGAUGAGCUUAUUCAUCUUAAUAAUCUCAUUUCUCUCAACCUUCGUGGAAUCGAUUCGAAGUUUCGAGGUUCUAUCCCAAGCUCUAUUGCCAACAUUUCAAACCUUCAAUAUCUUGAUCUGUCUCGUAACAACCUUAGCUCCUCUUUACCAAGUGAAGUAUUCACAUCGAAGGACUUGAUUACACUUGCUGCAAAUAGUAAUCAGUUAAAUGGUCCAAUUCCAAGCACAGUUGGCAACUGUACCAAGCUCGAAAUGCUUUGGCUAGGUGAUAAUGCUCUGUCUGGCUCAAUUCCAUCACAUUUAGGAAGAUGUACCAAGCUAGAAGACCUUUCGCUAAAUGAUAAUGCUCUAUCUGGCUCAAUUCCAUCAAAUUUAGGAAAACUGUCAUCCUUGGAGUUCUGGGAUGCAUCUCACAACAAACUCACUGGAACUCUUCCUGAAAGUCUUUGGCAGCUUUCCAAACUUGAAGAGCUUGGUAUUGCUGAUAAUUUAAUAGAAUGUAUCGUGAGUGAGAGCCACUUCAACAAUCUGACAGUUUUAAGGUAUUUUUAUGCAUCUGGAAAUUCCUUGACCUUAAAAGUAAGUGCGAGUUGGACUCCUCGUGCCCAAUUUGAAAUACUUGAAUUGGGCUCGUGGAUCAUCAUGGGAGUAAGAAUAGAAGUUUAA
Molecule: messenger RNA, 1632 nt
Organism: Coffea arabica (coffee)
Lineage: Eukaryota; Viridiplantae; Streptophyta; Magnoliopsida; Gentianales; Rubiaceae
Source: RefSeq, a predicted model, not a curated record